Messenger RNA from Zootoca vivipara (common lizard), 5141 nucleotides. The record is from RefSeq and is a predicted model, not a curated record. Lineage: Eukaryota; Metazoa; Chordata; Lepidosauria; Squamata; Lacertidae.
GAAUCCGUGAGGGAAACGAGGGUGGUGGUGGGGAGCGCGCGCGCGCGCGCUCGAGGGCCGCCUGCCCAGCCAGUCGCCUCAGGACCUGAAAGUGACCGUGUGGGGGGGGGAGAAAUAAAAUGGGGUGGCGGCUGCUUCAUAUGUGUAUUGGGGGCGCGGAAGCCCCAAGAUGGAGAGCCUCCCUGUGAGGAGAAGCAGUGUGUGUGAGGGGGGGGGUUGCCUCCUCAUACCCCCCCUCUCGCCUGAGCGGGCAGGUGUUACAGUAUUUAUUUAUUUUGAGGAAAGGCGAGGAGGGUUUAUUUUGAGGAAAGGCGAGGACAGUAAGAGCUGUUCAACAGUGGAAUUUGCUGCCAAGGAGUGUGGUGGAGUCUCCUCCUUUGGAGGUCUUUAAGCGGAGGCUUGACAGCCAUCUGUCAGGAAUGCUUUGGUGGUGUUUCCUGCUUGGCAGGGGGUUGGACUGGAUGGCCCCCGUGGUCUCUUCCAACUCUAUGGUUCUAUGAUUCUAUGGUUCUAUGGUUCUAUCCCCUCCCACAACCACUUCCCUCCUAACGGUCGGGAAAGGGGAGGGGGCGAGCCGGAUGUUUAGGGGUGCUGCUGCCGGGCGGGAGGUGGCGUGGAGCGAACAGCCCCCACCCCGCCAAUGCUGCUGAGUCCCGCCUGACAAGCUGCGUGGUCUCGACUGCCGCAGCCUUGGGGCGGGAUCGCAGGCAUCUUCUCUCCCCCCCCGCCCCCACAGCAAUAUCAAUAUCUCGCCCCCUCCCCUCCAAAGGUGUGUGUAUUUAAAUUUGUGUGUAAAACAGCACAUUUUCGUAGCCUUCGGCACCACCCCACAAUAUUAUAUGCAAAUAAAGAAACUUCCGAGAGGGUACCCCUACCCCCCCUCCACCCCCCCUGGCUUGGGCCUGGCUAGUUUAAUCCGUCUCCAGUACACCUCGCCACCCCCCUGCCCGCCCGCCCUUCCGCAUUUCCCGCCCUCCCCGGUUCCGUUCUAAGAAUCCGACCGAGGCAUUCGUUCCCUGUCCUUUGCACCCGCAUAGAAAGGGGGGGGGAGGUAUACUUUGCGUUGUUGUAGCGUGUCUCUGGUGUGGAUCUAUAUUGCAGCUUGUCCACAGCGUUAUUCUUGUUUAUAAAACAUCAAGUCCGUGCGUUUUGGUAGGCAUCGACACUCUUGCAAGUAUUUUUUUGGGUGUAAGCGGGGCUUUUCGUUCAUUUGGGGGUUCGGUAUAUCCCCGUGUGUGCUUUAAGAAUAGUCUUUUGACACCAGUUCCUCCCUCCUGGCUAUGAAUUAUCUCCUUCAUCUGUGUUCUAGUUACAGUGAACACCUACCUCUUCAUGAUGCAAGCCCAAGGCAUCAUGAUUCGUGAAAACAUGAGAACAAUAGGAGCUCAGGUUUAUGAACAGGUGGUCCGCAGUGCCUAUGCCAAGAGGAACAGCAGUGUGAAUGACUCAGAUUAUCCUCUUGAUUUGAACCACAGUGAAACAUUUCUGCAAACAACAACUUUUCUUCCCGAAGACUUUACAUACUUUCCAAACCAUACCUGCCCUGAAAGACUCCCUUCUAUGAAGGGCCCUAUUGAUGUAAAUAUGAGUGAAAUCAGUAUGGAAGAGAUCCACCAAUUCUUCUCUCAAGACCCUGCUAUCAAACUAGGAGGCCACUGGAAGCCUAAAGACUGUUUGCCUCGUUGGAAGGUGGCAAUCCUUAUCCCAUUCCGCAACCGUUAUGAGCAUCUGCCAGUCCUCUUUAGACACCUUAUUCCAAUGCUGCAACACCAACGUUUAGAGUUUGCAUUUUAUGUUAUUGAGCAAGCUGGUAAUCAACCCUUUAACCGUGCCAUGCUCUUCAAUGUUGGCUUUCGGGAAGCAAUGAAGGACCUGGACUGGGAUUGUCUAAUCUUCCAUGAUGUGGACCAUAUACCUGAAAAUGACCGUAACUAUUAUGGAUGUGGGCAGAUGCCAAGACACUUUGCAGCAAAGCUGGAUAAAUAUAUGUAUCUCCUUCCUUACAAUGAGUUCUUUGGAGGAGUGAGUGGCUUAACAGUGGAACAGUUUAAAAAAAUCAAUGGCUUUCCAAAUGCCUUCUGGGGCUGGGGCGGAGAAGAUGAUGACCUUUGGAACAGAGUGCACUAUGCAGGCUACUUGGUGACUCGGCCAGAAGGAGAUACAGGGAAAUACAAGUCUAUUCCUCAUCAUCACAGAGGAGAAGUGCAGUUCUUAGGAAGGUAUGCACUGCUGAGGAAGUCCAAAGAGAGGCAAGAAUUAGAUGGCCUCAGUAACUUGAACUACUUUCCAAAUGUUACAUAUGACGCCUUGUAUAAAAACAUAACUGUCAACCUGACGCCGGAGCUGGCUCUGGUGAAUGAAUACUGAGAAGAUGAAAAGAAGAAAACAUACUAUUUUGUAGGUAUCUCUUGGACAAGAAAAAAUAUUGUGUCUAAUGAAGGAUCACAGUAAUUUUGAAGAAAAGUACUCCACGCACACAGAUCGUCAGAUUAUAAACUCACUCAAGACUGUGCAGCGAUCUUGGACUUCACUUGCUUUUUGAUUUCUCUUUUUAAAGAACAGUGAUGUGACCUGCUGUUUUUGUUCCAGCAUUCCAUCUCCUUAAUCUUCAAUACCAAACUGUGACUGAAUGUGCUUUCCUGUUCAUCAAACCAGUUUGGCUAAAAAGGACGCCAUUGGCUUCUUGACUUCGGGUGCCAGAAGCUUACCUGGAGGCAAAGACCCUAAUGGGAGAUGAACUGCUACUUAACAAUGAUAUCAUUCUUCUACAUUUGUGUUUCUAUUGGUUUUUUUUUAACUGAACUGCUUGAAGACUAUAUAUAAAAAUAUAUAUACAUACACACAUAACAGAAUCACUUCUUAAAGAAGUGCAGGUGUAAAUAAGCUUGUAGAAAUUGCUUUUUUAAUAACUAUUUUAUGAUCCCGAACUAAAGCUGAAGGUUUACAACAUAAGAUAAUUUAUGUAAGCUCCCACCUGUGCAAACACUUCAGAACAUCAGAUGACAUUCAUGUGAGUAAUUUUCUUCAGAGCUAUUUACCUGGCUGUUUGCAGGUUUGGGACUCUGCUAGUAGGCUAUGAAGCUUAACAAAUGGAAGCCAUAGCUUAUUUGAGGGGUGGAAUCUGACUUUGGAAGUAGGGAUUCCAUUCAUUAAUGAACAAAGACCAGUCUCGUGCAUUUUGUGGUUGGAUAGCCUUUCCAAAUUUUGUGCUGAUUGAUCACAUUCUACCAUAUAUCUCAUAGUGGAAGCUAAACGCAGGAGGAAAUGCUUCUAAAUCAGCUUCGCCUUUGCAAGGGACAUAUUCUACAAAAAGUUGUAGGUCAUCACUCACACCUCAUAUCCACACAUUUUUGGGUCAGACUAAGUUUGCAAAGUCUACAGUGAUUCCUGUAAUUGAACUUUGAGCGUGGGGAAGUUAUAGUAUUUUGAUAUAUUUAUUGUGUAAAUGAAACUGUACACUGAACUGAUAUAGGUUAAAAUUGAAGGUUAGAACUCUUGGUUAUUACAGUUAACUGAGAAGGUGUUGCACAAGUACAAAUACUGGGAUAAAUAUAUCCAGACUCCAAAUCAUAAUUAAAAGAAUGAAGGGCAUUGAGAUUAGUUCAGGGGGGCAGAAUGUGAGUCUCUAUGACACAAGUGCUUGGUCCAUAUCCUCCAUUCAGUUUCACAGAUCUGGUUUUUGUUUAAAUGGGCAUCUUAGAUUUGUGCCUUUUUUGUUUCAUUUUUCAAAAACCAACCCACCUGUUCAAACAGUAUGUACUUUUUUUUUUUACUAGGGCUUAUAACUCUGGCAAAUGUCUUCUUGGAUUGCUCUAAUAUAUAUUUAUAGACACAGAUUGUGAGUACUUUACCUGAGAAGUACUUUAAUUUCUUUUAUUUCAUUGUUGCCUUCAAUUUGUUUAACUUGCCUAGUUUACACUUAGUUUUCUUUGGUUUGGUGGAUGUAUGAUCCCCAUAUACAUUUGUUGUGGGUGUGACUGACCAAGCCUAUUUUCUUUUGUCUCAAAAGAGUUAUGAAAGUGUGUGUGUGUGCUCGCACACUUGUGUGUGGGUGUGUGUCUGUGUCUGUCUUAUCAGCCCAUAUGAAAGGCAGCAAGUCUGCUCUUGAGAAUGCUGGUAAGUGUGCUUUAAAAUAUUUCAUAAGGGGAACCCUUCAUGGCUGCUGCAGAGGUAAGGAUUUGCGUGUCUUUUUAUUUUUUUAUGGCACAUAUAGCAAUAAAGACUUCUAAAUUUUGACUUUUUUCAGAUGUAGAUAAGACAUAUACCCUUUUCUUGCUUGUCUUUUUUUCCCUUAAAUCUAGAAAACUGAUAGAAAACAACAUCUUUAUUUAAUGGUGCUUCAGUUGAGGAAUGUGUUUUCAAAUUGUCUGAAUUCACCAUCACAUCUACAUGUAGCCAAAUAGAUAUUGGGCUGUGUGGCAUUUCAAAUCCUCAAGAUUUAGAGUAGAUUGCCAUCCCUCUAGAACCCCUAUUAUUGAACAAGAAAAGGAAUUACCUCUGCUCAGAAAGGCAUUAAAGAUUAGCAUGAAAGGGUCAGUUUUACUCCUUAAUCAAUGACUUUUGGUUUAUUUUGUUCUUUCCAAUCAAAGUUGUUUUAUUUUCCUCUUUAAGAAAUGUGGAAUAUCUUUGAAAUGUGCACUGUUAUUCUUAUCAGCUAAGUCAAAUACUAUAUAGUAAAUGUAAUUGUUGAAAACAUAAAUGUCAAGCGCAUGUGAUGUUAUAGUGUAAAAGAAAAUCAUUUUAAAAACUGUACAUACUUUGGCAGCUGAAAUUUCAACAAGGCCACUGCUCCCCAUUUCCAUCAGCAUGGUUGGCUAACACUGCUGGGGGCAGAACACUAUGAUAAAAAUGUGUGCUUUUUGUUUUUGUUUUUUGUAUGAGCCAUGUGGGUCUUUAUUUGCUAAAACAUUUGUUUUAAAGCCACUACAUUUUGUAAAAACAAAAAACAAAAAACCAACAGCUCCUCUUCUUGAAAGAGCUUACCAGCUGAGCAACCACCAUGCAUUUCCAAACACCUGCUCGGAAAAGGUAGCAUUGAACAACAUGUAGCUUCCUUCCAUCCUAUUAUUUGAGCUUGCUCUUAUGUUUUCUAUGAGGUGCCAGGGGUACAUUUUUGCACUGAAAUGUAUAGUGUUUUAAAA